CCUGCUUUUUGACAUAUUGACGUGGAACUGUCAACGAACACGAAUCGGGAGCCGACGCGGCAGUCAAGGAAAGUGUUUCAUUCGAGUGGAAAUUUUCAAUUGAAGCAGAGUUGCCAGCAAUAUAUUUUGAUUAGACAUGGACAAGGUUGUUAAGUUCGCCGAGCCUGGACGCGCCUUCGCCAAGGACUCGAUCCGUUUGGUGAAGCGUUGCACCAAGCCCGAUCGCAAGGAGUUCCAGAAAAUCGCCAUUGCCACCGCAAUCGGGUUCUGCAUCAUGGGAUUCAUCGGCUUCUUCGUCAAGCUGAUACACAUCCCCAUCAACAACAUCAUCGUGGGCUCCUAGACGCAACAAUUUUGGCCAGGGACCAGAACAAUAUCAAUCAUCAACUCUAGCAUACAUUACAAGAUUUUUUGUUUAGUUUACAUGCAUUAUCUAUAGAGGAUCUAUGUGCAUUCAACGAAUGCCUCCAACAGAAAUUUCAUAUAUAUGUGAAAGCGUAUUGCAAAUGUUCAAAAUUCCAUUUAUAAAUCUAUGUCGAAGUGCAUGAAACGCGUUAGCUGAUAAGAACCAAAUGUAAAGAUAUGAGCCAGCCACCUCCAUCCACAUGGAUGGGGGCGGACUUCAUCAAUAAAUGUGAAUCAGAUUUUCAAGUAAAA
Molecule: messenger RNA, 657 nt
Organism: Drosophila ananassae
Lineage: Eukaryota; Metazoa; Arthropoda; Insecta; Diptera; Drosophilidae
Gene: Sec61gamma
Product: protein transport protein Sec61 gamma-2 subunit
Exons: 2
Coding region: 137-343 (68 amino acids)
Biological process (GO): post-translational protein targeting to membrane, translocation; protein targeting
Cellular component (GO): membrane; Ssh1 translocon complex
Molecular function (GO): transmembrane protein transporter activity
Source: RefSeq, a predicted model, not a curated record